Molecule: messenger RNA, 1028 nt
Organism: Tupaia belangeri chinensis (Chinese tree shrew)
Lineage: Eukaryota; Metazoa; Chordata; Mammalia; Scandentia; Tupaiidae
Gene: MRPS23
Product: mitochondrial ribosomal protein S23
Exons: 5
Coding region: 221-805 (194 amino acids)
Biological process (GO): translation
Cellular component (GO): ribosome; mitochondrion
Molecular function (GO): structural constituent of ribosome
Source: RefSeq, a predicted model, not a curated record
CGGAGUGGGCGGGGGUCCCCUGCAGGUCCUGCUCAUCCUUGCGUGGGGUGAGCAGGGCGAGGCCGCCUGCGGGGUGCGAGUGUCCGAGCCGAGUGAGGUCCGCGCGCGUCUCCUGGCUCGGGCUAGCUGUGCUCGGCGUCGUCUCUGUCACGUUGAAGAUUGCACACUCCCGCCCUUGCCGAGUGGAGGUCUCCAAGCGGAGGAAGGGAGGGAGAGCCUGAUGGGCCAUCUUUCCCGAACGUCACCGCGUGCAUUCUUCAGUCGGUUUCCCUGUAGGACUCGGGACCUGAUUCGAUCUGGGGUGUUGAAGGAGAAGCCCCUCUGGUAUGACAUAUAUGACGCCUUUCCCCCGCUGAGAGAGCCUGUCUUCCGAAGGCCCCGCUUGCGAUAUGGCAAAGCCAAACCCGCCAUCCAGGACAUCUUUUACGAAGAGGAUCGGAUUAGAGCGAAAUUUUAUUCAGCCUAUGGAUCUGGUCAAAAAGCUUUUGAUCUGUUCAAUCCAAACUUCAAGUCUACCUGUCAGCGGUUUGUGGAGAAGUACACUGAACUACAGAACCUCGGAGAAACAGAUGAAGAGAAGUUAUUUGUGGAAGCAGGGAAGGCUUUAUUGGCAGAAGGUGUCAUUUUAAGACGAGCAGGAGAAGCGAGGACCCAACAGGAAGGCAGUCACACUUCCCGGAAAUCUGAACAAAUGAGUGAGAGACCCCAAACAGCACCGGAAGAACACCAGCCUCAGAAAGAAGUUCCACAGGACCAGCGUGUGCAGACACCUGGCGAACAGUCGGAAGGUCGCUCACCUCCCUGAAAGGCCCGCACACUGGUACACCAACAACCGCCUGUGCUCUCCAGAUGAAGGCUCGGCUGUUUCUAACUGUAUGACUGUCUCUGGACAUUAUGUUUGCUUUCUUUCAGUUCCUGUUUCAGAGUUGUGAUAAAGCUCAGUAUCAUGGUUUGAAAGAAGCAGUUGUGUGAACUUUUAUGUUAGGACAUUAUUAAAUAAAAAAUUCGCUAGCAGCUUAUAAAAUAAA